Cannabis sativa is the source of this 1357-nucleotide messenger RNA. RefSeq lists its product as uncharacterized. Bases 42 to 608 code for a protein of 188 amino acids. Lineage: Eukaryota; Viridiplantae; Streptophyta; Magnoliopsida; Rosales; Cannabaceae. The record is from RefSeq and is a predicted model, not a curated record. The transcript has 4 exons.
CUAUUGCUUGGAAGUCAAGGGAGAUAGAUUUCUCUAUCCGUAUGCUUAAGGCAAAAUAUAAAAAACUCCAUACUAUAACACAGAAUAUGUGUUUAGAUAUGGAGUUUCAAAUUCUCGAUGCCCUUGGAAGUACUCCUAGGAGCUUAAGAAUUCUUACUCCUAUAAUUUUCAGCCAUUAUUUCGCAUCUAUAGUGAAAAUGAACUACAGUCCUCACGAGCAUGAUGCUUUAUUUUGUGAGAUUAUAGUGCAAUGCCAGAGUGAAUAUUGGGUGGCAAAGUUGAGGCCAUCACUUAUUGCAGCAUUAGGUGCAUUGGUGAUUUCUACACUAUUCUCUCUAAAAGUUUUUAAUAAAUUUUACAAGGCGCUCGAAAAGAACCAAUUUAUCACAGAGGAUGAGUUUAUCUGUUAUUUUCCCGAAAUGUUGAAGCUAUUUCAGAAACUCAAGAUCGAUAAAGAACAUAGGCCGGUGUUUGAUUUUCCAAUCAAAUGGAAAAAUAAUAUCAAAUGUGCAAGUAGAUUCUUGAUAUUCACAAAUAUGAGAAUUAUUGAACAGCCCAAGUUAGAAGUAAAGUUGGAAAAUUGCAAGAAAAAAAAAAUGAAUAUUUGAAACGCUUGGACCAGCAAAUUGGCAAAAUGGAGAAACAAUCUACGAGAUUAAAUGAUGUAUUAUUAUUGAUAGUUUCUUUCAGUAUUGCUUCUCAAGGAGUGGGCAUAAUGCCAAAAAGUUCUCUCAUCCUUAAAGCAAUAUCUUUGAUAAUGAUUUUAGGGAGUCUUUAUUGCAUUAUAAAGAUCAUUAAUGAAAGAUGGGAAACGAAAAAGACUUCAAGUCAACUUUUAAGGAUGAAUAAGUAUGUCAUUGGUGUUGCUGUGAACGAUGAGGAUGUUGAUGACAGUGAUGAUUUGAGUGCUGACGACAACGAUGAUAAUUGGUACCUGGCAAACACUCUUGAAUUAGCUGAAAUUUUCAAAGUGAAGCUUUCAAACAAAUUUGAAAAGAUGAGAAAAUGGGGGGAAAUGGAUGAACAGUGGGAAGAAUAUAGUAGAGUGAGCCAAGUAUGGAUUAAGUAUAAAAUUUUAAUUAUUGUAAUAGUAUAUCAUGUAUAUGGUAUUGUAGGGAACAACAUUUUGAGAGUCAUGUCCUAAUUGCAAAAGUGUAUGAUUCUAGCUUUCACAAACCAGAUUGUGUAAUUUAUGUGUUCUGUUCUGUUUUCUAUUGUGUUGCCUUUUGGUUUAGAAAUUAAAUUUCUGUAUGCUUGUGUUAUUAGAACAGGCUAUAUGAUUCUAGCUUUUACAAACCAAAUAGUGUAUGUUUUCUAUUGUUGUGUUUUUUUGUUUAUGAAUUAAAUUUCUAUAUUA